UCCACGUGCGCCCCGGAGCCGGGGUCCCCGCGUCCCCUCCGGCAACCCGGGGAUCGAACCCCCCGAGGCGAUCCCUGGACCCGAUCCGGCGGCGCCGAGAGCCCGCGGGGUCGCGGGAGCCGAGCUCAGCCCAUGGGGUCCGACGUGCGGGACCUGAACGCCCUGCUGCCCGCCGCCGUGCCGUCGCUGGCCGGGGGCGGCGGCUGCGGGCUGCCCGUGAGCGGGGCGGCCCAGUGGGCGCCGGUGCUGGACUUCGCGGCCCCGGGGGCCUCGGCCUACGGCUCGCUCGGGGGGCCCGCGCCCCCCCCGGCCGCUCCGCCGCCCCCUCCGCCGCCGCCGCCCCCCCACUCCUUCAUCAAGCAGGAGCCCAGCUGGGGCGGCGCCGAGCCGCACGAGGAGCAGUGUCUGAGCGCCUUCACCUUGCACUUCUCCGGCCAGUUCACCGGGACGGCCGGCGCCUGCCGCUACGGCCCCUUCGGGCCCCCCCCGCCGGGCCAGGCGGCCUCCGGCCAGGCCAGGAUGUUCCCCAACGCGCCCUACCUGCCCAGCUGCCUGGAGAGCCAGCCCGCCAUCCGCAACCAAGGGUACAGCACGGUCACUUUCGACGGGGCGCCCAGCUACGCCCACACGCCCUCGCACCACGCGCCGCAGUUCCCCAACCACUCCUUUAAGCACGAGGACCCCAUGGGUCAGCAGGGCUCGCUGGGCGAGCAGCAGUACUCCGUGCCGCCCCCGGUCUACGGCUGCCACACCCCCACCGACAGCUGCCCCGGCAGCCAGGCCCUGCUGCUGAGGACGCCCUACAGCAGUGACAAUUUAUACCAAAUGACCUCCCAGCUUGAAUGCAUGACCUGGAAUCAGAUGAACCUAGGAGCCACCUUAAAGGGCCACGGCACAGGGUAUGAGAGCGAGAACCACACGACCCCCAUCCUCUGUGGUGCCCAGUACAGAAUACAUACCCACGGCGUCUUCCGAGGCAUCCAGGAUGUACGGCGUGUCUCUGGAGUGGCCUCCACGCUUGUCCGGUCGGCCUCCGAAACCAGCGAGAAACGUCCUUUCAUGUGUGCGUACCCGGGCUGCAAUAAGAGAUAUUUCAAGCUGUCCCACUUACAGAUGCACAGCCGGAAGCACACUGGUGAGAAACCAUACCAGUGUGACUUCAAGGACUGCGAGAGAAGGUUUUCUCGCUCAGACCAGCUCAAAAGGCACCAAAGGAGACACACAGGUGUGAAACCAUUCCAGUGUAAAACUUGUCAGCGAAAGUUUUCCCGGUCCGACCACCUGAAGACCCACACCAGGACUCAUACAGGUAAAACAAGUGAAAAGCCCUUCAGCUGUCGGUGGCACAGUUGUCAGAAAAAGUUCGCGCGGUCAGACGAGUUGGUCCGCCAUCACAACAUGCACCAGAGAAACAUGACCAAGCUCCAGCUGGCGCUUUGAGGGGCCCGACCCAGGGACAGCUCAGCAUCCCAGGCCGACUGUGAAGACUGCUUCCGAAUCUGCUUUUGAAACUGCUCCCCGAUCACCCGCGGAAGGACCCGUUGAUGGACCGUCACCCAACUUCUGAGGCAGAGCUCCCUGUUGGACGACAGCCCAGCCCAUCAGAUUUGCUGGUGGGAGUCUGUGCUCUGCCCGCUCUCGCUCAACUCCCAGGCCUGGAAGAGGGGCUCACCGUGUCUUUAAAGCACACUGCCAUUCGGUCUGAGUUUUCUACUGCUAGAAGAGCCGUUGUUGGUAACGUCUCCCUACCUUCCCCUUCCCCUUUAUGCUCAUUUCCACCAGGAUCGAAGCGAUUGUUCCAUUUUCUUUGGCGGGAUAUUUAUAGGUCAGAGCAUGUGUAUGUAUCUGCUAAUGGAAACUUUUGUCAUGGUUCCCAUUUACUAACAGCUCUAGAAAGAAAUAAAUCAGAAAGGCACCAGGGGCAAGUAUGGUGCGGACUCCAGAGGUCAGACUGCAAACAUGGAAGGCAGGGUGUAAUUCUACCAGGCGACUUUCAAAGCUCAUAGGUUUCAGGUAACUGCCUAGUGGAUUAGGAGUAACCAGAAGCCCUGUGUGGAAACCUGAAGGAGCCUUCCUGUUCAGCGAUUCACUGUUAACAUUAGCACUGUGCUCUUAAGAAAUAAUACUGUAAGAGCAGAGAUUGUUUAAAAUGUUCUUGAUUUACUUUUCAGUUGUAAUUAGAUACGUCUUCAGAGUUGUGCUUUCCUUCUCAUUCAGAGGAAGUGGAAGAAUUCAUUUCCGUCAUCUGGGGUGUCUUCAGAGUGUACAGACCACACUGGCUAUGUGGCUUCAAGUUGUAAAAAUUAAAAUGACUUUAAGAGAAAGUAGGGGCUGGUCCAGGAUCUUCACUGGUAAGACUGUUCUUAAGUAACUUAAGUAUCUUUGAAUCUGCAAGUGUUGUGGGGGGGAAAAGAUAUAUUAUUGUGAGGAAAUUCAUUGUUUAAAGGUGUGUGUGUGUUGUUGUUUUUUUUUUUAAAGGGAGGGAGUUUAUUAUUUACUGUUGCUUGAAAUACUGUGUAAAUAUAUAUAUAUGAUGUGCUCUUUGUCAACUAAAAUUAGGAGGUGUAUGAUAUUAGCUUCAUCACUGUGUGGAUGUUCAAUCUUACAGUGUAUUGAUGAUAAUGCUAAAAAUGUAACCUGCAGUGUUUUGUUUUUUUUUUUUUUUUCACUUGGCUGUCAAUUAAAGUCUAUUCAAAAAGAUAA
Meriones unguiculatus (Mongolian gerbil) is the source of this 2703-nucleotide messenger RNA. It is a transcript of the gene Wt1, whose product is annotated as WT1 transcription factor. The transcript has 9 exons. Gene Ontology annotation, molecular function: RNA polymerase II cis-regulatory region sequence-specific DNA binding; DNA-binding transcription factor activity, RNA polymerase II-specific. NCBI's taxonomy places the organism in Eukaryota, Metazoa, Chordata, Mammalia, Rodentia, Muridae. Gene Ontology annotation, cellular component: nucleus. The record is from RefSeq and is a predicted model, not a curated record. Bases 133 to 1440 code for a protein of 435 amino acids. Gene Ontology annotation, biological process: regulation of transcription by RNA polymerase II; negative regulation of cell population proliferation; negative regulation of apoptotic process.